GGCCGCUUUGUGCGCCACACCGAAACAAACUAAACGGACGCCGGAGCACCGACACGGGGCUGACCUGCCUCAACUCUCCCGCUUCUCCCGCUGAGGACACUGAGCUACGCUUUUAGUGACACGGACGCCUCGCCCCUAAAUUCGCCUCCUCCUUGUUCGCCGAAAGUUGCGUGGAAUAUAACCUGAAACUUCCCCGUCGCCCGGACCGUAAAGAAAGGCUGAUCCAACGGUAAGAUGAAACCCGUGCUGGAGCACCAGGAUGGCUGCACACAUUAAACACCUGGAAAUAUACUUGCUUUCGCAACAUCUCAUACAAUAGCCAAAAAAGUCUGGAAGGAACUCUCCUGAACGCCUACGGAACCUAGUUUGAUUUCUGUCUGUGGAUUGUAAGUAGGAGACUGCCAACAUGCCUAUUCUCAAGCAGCUGGUGAACAACUCUAACCAAUCGAAGCGGCGUUCUCGGGCCGAUCUGACUGCGGAGAUGAUCAGUGCUCCGUUGGGGGACUUCCGCCACACCAUGCACGUGGGCAGAGGGGGCGAUGCCUUUGGGGACACUUCAUUUCUUAGCACCCGAUCAGGGGAACCCUCCAGGGAGCCAGACACAAAGCAGGGCUCCCCGGGGCCCAAACCAGGGUUGCUGUCCCGCACCUUCAGAAGCAGCAAGCGCUCCCAGUCAGUAAACCGGGGGGACAAGUAUGAAUACAAUAUGAUGGCACCUUCCGGUGGCUCAUCCAACUUUGUUAAAAACGCCAUAUCACUACCUUACCUAAACGACGAGGAUACUAACAGAAGCAACCAGCUGCCGAAGAGCGUUUCCUCCAGCCCCAUGAAGAAGCUAACGGAGACUGAAAGCAAGCCGAUUAACGGAGCAGCAGCGAUGGCGUCACUUGAUGUGGAGUUUGAUGAGCAUAAUUUCGGUGAACUUACAGAUUUGCCUCCAUCCAUGCCUAAGGGAGGCGGGAUGAAGCACGCAGAGUCUAUGAUGUCCUUCCACAUUGACUUAGGGCCCUCUAUGCUCGGGGAUAUCCUGAGCGUGAUGGAAAAGAAAGGCUGGGAGGAGGACGACCUCGGCUACGAGGAGGGCAAGAUCAGCGAGGGCCGUGCUUCACCCUCCUUCAUACCCCACAUAGAUGAUGAUGUAGAGGAGCAGGCCCCUGCAAGGCCACCUCGCAGCAUGUACCAGCAGAAGGCCAUGGUGGAUCCCUACACUCCGGAGCUACACACCAGGAACAACCACCACAACAUAGAUAGCUGCUCAGUGUCCAGCUCCGGCUCGGCCACCGAGGAGAAACCUCAGUACCACCUCCAUGACGGCGACACGGACAGUGCAAAGUACAGUUCGCCACGUGGGGAGGAUGACAGAGAUUUCACCUUCAUGGAUGAGGAUGAUGAUGAUGAGAUUCGAGUGUAGACAAACCUGUUCUGGCCAGACAGUCUUCUCCACGGACACUAAUGGAGAAGACCAGGUGUUGGGAGGUCAAUGCAAGCUGGGAAGGGCAGGGGGAAGAUUGAGAGGCAGGGCCCCAUCUGCUAUAAGCUUCUUGUAAAUCAAUCUAAUCUCUGCACAAUUUUUCAACAUCUUAAAUAAAACCAAUUAAGCCUUAUUCACUGUGCUGUAGCAAGGGGUUGUGAGCUGACUGUGUGCUAAAAUGUGCAGACAGACCGGAUCACAACGUUGCACUCUUGAAAGGUUUGGGUUUGUUGAUUUUUCGCAAAUUUUUGCAACAUCAAACUCUGAACUCAUCGUUAUUAUUGGGAAAUUCUCUGUUUUUUUUCAAAAAAAAUACUGGCUCGAGUGUUCACACUCUGGCCCUCUCCAAGGUGCAUUAGCAAAGAGGAAAAAUCAGAAAGCCAUUUAUGAGCAUCACACUCAUUUUUAGAAGUAAUGGGUGAGGUUGGAGAAGUAUACUUCUAGCUGGCUGUCACAUGGAAUAUCACAUUUGGAGAGUGAUGUGUGGGGUGAGCAGAAGGACAUGCGGGGUCAAAAAUUUAAUGUGGAUGUGUACUACAGAUUAUGAGGACGGAAGAGGGAAAGGGCAAGAAGUGAAACUCAGAUGGCUUUGUAAUCCCUGCGUGUGGGAGUGAUCAUGAAGCUUCAUUUGCCAUUAAAAAUGUUUUGGCAUAGAUACUAAGUAGAUAAAGUGGUUAUUACUUUUGUCCACAUCUGACUUAAUUGGGUGAUUUCUGCAAUUUUUUACUAUAUAUGAUGUACAUAUAGUAUCUGGAAGUUGGUCUACAGUAGCCUGUUGUAUUUGAGUUGGGUAGUUUAUCAUUUUGCAGCUGUCUCUCUUUGGCAAGGUCUUCAUUCUUUAAAUUCACAGACAGCUGUGGUAUUUAUUCAUUAAUUUUCAUAAGGGAUGGAUUAUUCUUAAUGUGCACUGCUAGGUCUUAAAAGUUUUGAUUUUGGGUUUUUCUGGGAAGCUUAAUUUCUUACAACAACUUCAUGGUACCACAGAGGGAGCCAGCUUGUUUGUGAAGAAAUUGGCUACAUGGCACUUAAUUACUGGACUAAAGUAGACAUAAAAAAAUGUCUAACUCGCAUCACUCCUGCUAUCACUAUCACGGUGAGGCUCUAUUGGUUAACAAUGACUUAUGUUUUACAAAGUCAGUCUCUGUAAGUGUCUGCUUUUUUAAUUUGCAAAAAAAAUGUGAAUUGUCAGAAAAGAGGCCUUUUUGUAUAUGUUCCGUGUCCUGUAAUGAAACAGGACAGAGGUGGUGAUUGUGGCAAAUGAUGUGUAUGUGUGUGUUGUCACAUCUCAUUCCACAUUAUUACUGAGGUUGGUAGGAUUAGCAGGUCAGCGGAGAGAUGUAAGAAAUGUUCAAACGGGAGUCGCUGCAGUAGAGAAAAUGGUUGUAUUAUAAUGAAUAGCUAUGGCUCUAUCCUAAACACAUUUCCUCUCUCUAGACAUGUGUCCGGGCUAGUCUCUAAGGGUGGAGAAAGGAUGUAACAACAUGUUCAAAGUGUUAUUAGAGAGCAGCCACUUACAGACGGGCAUCAGGUAUGUCUCGAGGCAGUGAGAGUGGAAGUUGUAUCCUGAACUGGCCCCACAAGUGAUAAUAUUCACUUCCUCUAAACAGCCCAAAUCACACACCAGGAAAAGACGAUUAAAUCAACCAAUCAUCUGGCCUUUCCCAGUCUGCUCAUUAAAUGUGCUGGAUUAUUGGCCCCCGACCAGCUGGAACAGGAACAGACAGGUGGGCAGCUUUUUUGUGUUUAUUUGGUUUUACAAUGCAGGCUCACUCAGUAGUCUCCUCCAGGUUACUCUCACUGAUAAAUAAGGCAAAGAGAGGUGUACUUUCCUCUCUGGUAUCCACCAUUGAUGUCUGACCUUUUUUUUUUUUAAUUUUUUUUAAUUUUUUUAUUUUGUGUUAGAAAAGUAACUGCCAUGUUUGACAAAUGGAAGUUUUGAAUUGCCUGAUGUGGCAUUGAUGCAGGGGUGUGUAGAAUCAGGAUGCUGUGCCAUUCUGCCUCGGGUUAUUGUUAUGUUUUGGAACCAUGUCUACAUGAACAGGUUGCAAGAAGUUUUGAAAUGAACAGCAAUCUGGAGGAAAUUGCCAAGUAUGUUUUAACCAUAUUAUUGGGUAAUAUUAGCAGGAUGUUGGAUUUUGUUUAUUUUUUACUUCUGUGUAGAUAUGCAGUAUGACUUGAGUCAGAUCGCUUUCUCAUUUUGAUGUAAAUGGGCCAAAUUUUAAGCUGUCUUUCACUUCUUUUGAUUCGUUGUGGAAUAUGUGGUUUGUGGAGUGUUUGGGCAGCUGCAAUCCUUCACCGAGAAAUGGACACUUUAAAAGAGAGAACAAAAACACUCCUUAUCUGCCGUCGUUUUAAUCAAGUAACGUAAAUAUGAUUUGUGCCAUUGAUGAUUUCAGUAGACGAUCUUUGUCAUCAGCAGUGUGACUAUGUGGUACUAGUGUGGGAACCAGAACGAUGUUAGUGGCUUUAACACUAAACAGCACACUUGUGGCCAAAUUGUAUUUGCAAGUUUUGAAAAUCUUUCACCAAACUGGGUUGCCAGAUUGGCGUUGGAGUGGAGUUGGAAUUUGAAAGAGGUAAAUAGAGAAUUACGGAAAAGUAUACUAAAUGACUCUGAAAUACUUUUUUGUAAUUGUCUCAAUUUUCUCGCAUUUGCCUUGUUUCUCUGUGGGGAAACUCCUAAGUAGGACAGAAAAAAACUAUAUAAAGGAAUGUGCAAAUACUUUCUGCCCCAGGUCUGCUUAAGUUUUCCAUGCACCAACAGCUUCGGUUUAGUGAGUGGCAAAAAAGAUAAGGACUGCGAAUAACAACUGGCUCAAAGUUCAGCUGUAGAAUGUUUCUUUCUUCUUCUUUUUUUUUUUAAUUCAGUGGCUGUAGUAUUAUUCCAAGUAUGUACUGUUUUCUCUUUCUAUUCCAUAUUCUGGUUUUACAGUACAUUAAUAUAUUUUCCUUUCUCACUCUCCUUUCUUUGAAAUAACAGCUAUAUUUUUCAAUAAAAGAGAAAGCUGGUAAUCUUUAA
Xiphias gladius (swordfish) is the source of this 4490-nucleotide messenger RNA. RefSeq names its product CDC42 effector protein (Rho GTPase binding) 4b (gene cdc42ep4b). The record is from RefSeq and is a predicted model, not a curated record. The transcript has 2 exons. NCBI's taxonomy places the organism in Eukaryota, Metazoa, Chordata, Actinopteri, Istiophoriformes, Xiphiidae. Bases 407 to 1411 code for a protein of 334 amino acids.